AUGGUUGAAUUUAUACCAAGACCUUCCCCCAAAAACUGAUGCAUUGUUUUUCGACAUUCUAUCAUUCAUGAACUUGUGAACACUUUCAUUUGCCUUCUCUACUUUCUUUAUUAAUUACUAUCACGAGCAGGCCCUCGACAGCUGGCUACUUUACCACUCAAAUUAACUCACAAUCAUUGCACAAGCCAAGACAACUUUGAUAGUUUAAUUCCUCUCCGCAGCGCGGCUUACAUAUCAUUCUUUCUUAUUCAUCUUAUAUCUAUACGGCAUUCAGUCCUUAUAUCCUAAUAUAUCCAUCAUGAGAUUCUCAGUAAUCGCAGCAUUGUGUGCAGCACCAUUGGUAUUAGCCAGUAAUCUUCAACAUGACUUGGCUGGACGGGGAAUAAUUACACCGGAAUUUGCUGAGAGAUCGUCUGAGCUCGUUGGCAAUAAGAAGGAGAUCACCAUUAUACAAGCGAAGAGUGAAGAUAUCAUUAUUAUCUGGACCAACGAUGGCAAUGGAGCUGCAACUAAAACAGUUACCGAGACGAAGACUGUCGCCCAAGUAGCUGGCGCAACAGUAGCGCCAGCAGCACAGGCAACCCAUACCGUUGUAGUGGGAGGCGCCGCUGGAAAGGUAUAUACACCUGAGACGGUCAACGCUGCUAUAGGGGAUAUGAUCGUGUUCAAUUUCGAAAUGGCAAAUCACACACUCACACAAUCAGCUUUCACAACACCUUGUGAAAAGUUGGCUAGCGGUGGAAUGGACAGUGGCUUCGUGCCCAAUGUUAAUAAUACCAUCAGUCCACCCCCAGCAAUGGCUAUGCAAGUUAUGGUUGAUACUCCUCAAUGGUUUUACUGUCGUCAAGCCGGUCACUGCGGUUCAGGAAUGGUUUUCAGUAUCAAUCCCACUGCCGACAAAACUCAAGCACAGUUCAAAGCAAUGGCUGUUGCACAAAAUGGUACUGGAACACAGAGUGCCAUUCAAGGAGGAUCCUCUGCUGGCGGAGCCAGCAGUGGAACAUCUUCAAGUGCUGUUGCUUCGGCUGGCGCGGCAGUUUCUACCGCGUCAGUCGCUCCUGGGACUGGGACAGUUGGUGCUGAUGGAACUUGCUCAUGCAGUUGUCUUUGUGGACAAGCUGCCUUCCCAAAUGCUGCCGUACAGGGAGUUGGAAUGUUUGGUGGGGUUUCUGGUGCUAUGUCCAUGUCUUUACUAGAAAAGUAAAUGAAUGAAUGAGGGAUGAAAUCAUCACCUGUUCUUCUUUUCCUUCUCAGUAUAGAUUGACUACACGCAUAAUGUUAGAAUGGGGAAAAUAUGAGUUUGCUUUUUAUGAUAUGAUGGAAAGAGCAGUCGCCCAUAAGAGGCUUGACGCUUAGGAUAUGAAUAUGGGAAAACUUCAUGUAUAUGACUGGAUCGUAUGUAGGCUUGGAGUCUUUAGAUGUGUGUGAGAUGUCUUAAUAAUAGUUUUUU
Molecule: messenger RNA, 1450 nt
Organism: Botrytis porri
Lineage: Eukaryota; Fungi; Ascomycota; Leotiomycetes; Helotiales; Sclerotiniaceae
Exons: 3
Coding region: 299-1204 (301 amino acids)
Source: RefSeq, a predicted model, not a curated record